This is a messenger RNA of Musa acuminata AAA Group (dessert banana), 3255 nucleotides long. Its product is annotated as growth-regulating factor 5-like. The coding region runs from base 1936 to 2982 and encodes 348 amino acids. Gene Ontology annotation, cellular component: nucleus. The record is from RefSeq and is a predicted model, not a curated record. Lineage: Eukaryota; Viridiplantae; Streptophyta; Magnoliopsida; Zingiberales; Musaceae. Gene Ontology annotation, biological process: developmental process; DNA-templated transcription; regulation of DNA-templated transcription. Gene Ontology annotation, molecular function: ATP binding. The transcript is spliced from 4 exons.
AUAUUUCUCCAAAAGUUCAUGGUAUGUUGUUGGGCUAUAUUAUCUCAAAUAUAUUUUUUGUGAAACCUGAAGCAUGUUACAUGGUUAUGUCUGCACGAAAGAGAUAUAUUGGCCAUGUAUUUUUAUCCUCUUAUCUGGAGAUAAUUCCUUAGAUGAUAUCCUCUCCUUGUGAGAAUCAAGUCCACACAUGAGUGGAAACAGAUGCAAUCACUGUGAUGCUACUACUACACUAGUUGGUUGGUUGCUAAAUGUUUAUGUGGAUGAUCAUCCUGGCUCUUGUGAGUGGAUUGUGCCCUUCAUCACUCUCCCAGACAUCCACCAGAGUAGGACAUCAGUAACAGUAAAUUUGAUUGGGGAUCCAAUGCUGCAAACUCUCCAUUAAACCAAUACAACUUGUAGCAGAUGAUUGUUGCCAAGAAGAAAGUACCAAGGACCACAUCUAAGGCUCUCUUGAUCAAAGACCUUCAUCCCUCAAUUCUUAGCUUUCUAAUCUCAUCUCUAUACAUUUAUAUUAUUUGAAUUCUGAUUUUUCAUUAUAUUAAAAAAAAAUCUUUCAUUCAAACAUUAUAUGCUAUUAGAUGUUUACAAUUGGAACUCAUAUCCACUUAACUGAUCAUGUUAAGUCUUAAUCACUAAGAUUAAGAUAUAGAUAAAAGAAAAAGGAACAAGCAAACAUGGACAAAGGGAUGGGACCUAAACAUCUUGCUGGCUAAGUUAUGGUUUGCGGAAUGAUUGCCAUUGUUGUCACCAUGGAUCCCACCCCAAAAGAUGCGAAUGGGGAGAGCUAUUCCUCUCCCAACACUGUAGCUACUACAGUAGCUAAGGAUAGAAAAGAAAGGAAGGAAGAGAAAAGUCACCAACUUACCUUGAGGUGGAGGUGGUGGUGCUCAAGCAAAAGAGAUGUGGGACGCCUAAAGUGAUAAAUCACCCACUUGCUACCCAUACAAGGGUGCCUUAGUUAUUUGAGACAAAGUUGGCACCCACUUGGUUUGAACUUUAGGGUUCCUUAUUCCAUUUCCCUAUGGAUGGAUCAUUGGUCUCCCACCCUCUAUCAUGGAAUUGAAGUUAGAUUGCACUUUGCAUUAGUUCCCAAGAAGUAUGUACAUAUAAUAUAGUGGAUCGUCUAAUAUUUUUUUUCAAAACAAUUUAAUUUAUUUACUUUGGAAAAAUAUAAUUUUUAGGUGAUUACACUUCAGUGAAAAAAGUAUCUUACUAAACAUAGAAUUCAAACUCAUGUAACUUUAGGUGUUUUUGCUAUUGCUGGAUUCAAGGAGUUAAAUAAAUGCACAAAUCUUGGAACCCACAAAUAAAAAAAAUAUUAUGUGAUGUUCACAGAUGAAUUUGAGCCAACUUUUUACUGCAGACUGUAAGGAUUGAUGUGAAGCAAAAUGGAGUCUUUUACCCUCAUUUACUACAAUCACUGGAUUGUUGCAUGGUUUAUAAGCAAGAAAUAAAGAGUUGGGUUGCCAGUGAGUAGUUCUCUUUCCUUUCCUGCUCAUAAACAGAUACUGUCUCCCUUCCCAACACACACUGAGAAAUCCAAAGUUCCAGAUAGAGACACAGUCCACCCCCACCCCUUCCCUCAUCCCAAUGCUUUUAUCCCACCUACACUUCCUUUUCCUCUCCACUUCCCCUUCUUCUAGUUGUAGAACCCCCCCAACCCCCCCCACUUCCCCUUCCUCCUUCUCUAUAAGACUUGACCUCAGUCUCUUCCGUUGAUCCCCAUCCUCGCUCUCUUUCGUCCUUUCUCCUCCGCCCAUUUUGUUUCGUUCACAAAAAAUGGCGAAACUUUGUGCUUCUCGCUCGCAGGCGGAGGACUCGACCGCCCGCCUCGCCUUCGUCUAUGACUGAGCUCAAAGGUGCCUCCUUUACUCUACUGCUGCUGCUUGUUUGUUCUUAUCGGCGUCGCCUCGCUUUCGGCUCCUCGGGGGGCGGAUGAACAGCACCACGGCGGCGGCGGGGAUGGGGAUGGGGGGCCGGGCGCCGUUCACGGCGGCGCAGUGGCAGGAGCUGGAGCACCAGGCAUUGAUCUAUAAGUACCUGAUGGCGGGGGUGCCCGUGCCGCCGGAGCUCGUGAUUCCCAUCCAGAGGAGCUUUGAGGCCUUGGCUGGGCGAUACUACCACCACCCUGCGCUAGCUUACUGUUCCUACUAUGGAAAGAAGCUAGACCCUGAACCAGGGCGGUGCCGCCGAACCGAUGGGAAGAAGUGGCGGUGCUCCAAGGAUGCGCACCCCGACUCCAAGUAUUGCGAGCGCCACAUGCAUCGUGGCCGCAACCGUUCAAGAAAGCCUGUGGAAUCACAAUCCGCCUCCCAAAUGCAGUCAUCCUCAUCUACUGUGACCUCCAUCGCUCCUGCCGGUAGUGGUGGCGGUGGUAAUGGUGGGGGAAGCUUCCAGAGCAUUCCCCAGCUCUUGGUUGCAGGUCAUAGCAAUACACAACAAAGCUUAUGCCUGGGGACCUCCAGCUCCUCUCAGCUGCCAUUGGGCCCUGGUCCUUUUGGCAACAGGUACUUCUGUGGUGUUAAACCUGGGGUGGACGAGCACAAUUUCUUCUCAGAAACUUCUGGAAGUACAAGGCAUCUUGGAAUGGAUUCAAUUGACGGCUCAUGGCGCUUGAUGCCAUCCCAAGUGUCUUCAUUUCCACCAUCAGAAGCUCGAGGUCCUUCUCUUCUGCAGAGUGCUUGCCCUCCACCUCAGUCAGUUCAAGAUCUUGGGCAGGUCUCAUUCAGCUCAAUAUCAAAACAACAGCAGCAGCAUUCCUUUGUCGGGAGCAAGUUUGGUUCACCACAGCCCGCGAAGCAUGAAAGCCAAUUCCUCCGGCCUUUCUUCGACGAGUGGCCUAAGACGAGAGACUCUUGGUCUGAUCUAGAAGAAGAUCGAUCCAACCGAGCAUCAUAUUCCACAACCCAGCUCUCGAUUUCCUUUCCCAUGGCCUCCUCGGACUUCUCUACCUCCUCUUCCAGGUCACCCAAACAUGAUUGAAAGAAAAGCACUUCGAUCGUUGGGUGCUGACUCCAAAUGGCAUUCAAUGUUCUUGCUUCUUAGUGCAUUUUUAGGAGAUUGUCUCAAGUUUGCCAUCAUCUCUCUUCCUUGAUGUGGUAGAACCUUUUCAAUUCCCUGAUGUUGCUGAUUUCUUGUAUUGAAACUGUAUAUGGAAGAUGUAUGCAAAAGUUGUUGUCAUUUUGGUCAUCUACCACAUACCUUGAUGCUUGAUGUCAUCUUUUAAUCAUUCCAAAUAAAUCUUGUGGAUACUUU